AUGCCGGACGAAAAUAAGAAUGAAGUGUUUGAGACCGCCGUUUAUGUUGUACAGAAUCUGCCGAAAGACGGUCAGUUCUCCUUUUGCUUUCCCCUUAAUUUCCUUCAUUUUUAGGCCCUGUAAAGACUUCGACCGAUGAGAAACUCAACUUUUACGGUCUUUUCAAACAGGCGACACGCGGAAAAUGCGACACUCGGAAGCCGAGUUUCUAUGAUGUUCAGGGCGUUUACAAGUGGAACGCGUGGAACAAACUGGACGAGAUGAGUUCGGAAGAGGCCCAGAAAGAGUACGUCCGAGCGAUUGUCGACAAGAUUCGGGAGGUGCAGAAGACGUACAAGACGGAAGAAUGGAUGAAGGGCGAGACUUACGAGAAGCUGGGGCCGAAGUUUGAGGUGCUCGGGAUUCUGGAAGAGAAAAAGGAGAAAGAAGAGGAGCCGGUGGACAUUGUGAUGGAUCACGAGCCGACGGAGAAGAUGACAGAGUCGGUGGAGAUUCUGGAGGCGAAAGAGGUCGAGCACGACAACACGGCCAACACGAGUGCCUGUGCCUUAUCGGACAACGAGUACGCCGACGCCAUCGACGAUGAGAUACAGUCCAGGUGGGGAAAGUUGGGGUGGGUUGCGACAUGGGGACGUUUUGAAACCAGCUAUUCGAAAACUAAAGACGCUUAGAAACAGAACCAUCGCGACAGAUUACUCAACUGUUCAGAUCCUCCUCUUUCUCGCAACCACGUCUCCGUCGGCAGGGAUCUCCGUCGCUCAGAAGCACUUGUCACAGGUAAUUCCAUCCCUGACAAUUCCGAGCUCUCAUUUUGAGUCUCUCUGCAUUUCAAUGUGUCGCUGUUCCAUGAAAGACAUUGAAAAGAACCACAAAGCUUUAGAAACGUACAAAACUGUCGUCAAUGAAGUUUGUUUCAGACUCGAAAAAGAGCUGAAAGUGAUCACCGAAUCAAUUGAAAAGCUCGGAAAGGCGGUCGAAGAACGCCACAGCAUCCUGAUAACCCUAAUGAAAAAGGCGGUGAGUUCAACUCAAAUCUCGAAGCUCUAUGUACUGACAAACUUGCAGACGGUCUACAUCCUGGUGCCACGUGCCACCUCCUGGCGGACCGUCAUAUUCUUCGUGUUCUGGCCGUUCGUCGCACACUUUCUGCUACAAUGGCUCCGCCGAUUUCUGAUGAUUUUGGUUCAGUAG
Caenorhabditis sp. 36 PRJEB53466 is the source of this 1191-nucleotide messenger RNA. The record is from the annotation of a GenBank genome assembly. Lineage: Eukaryota; Metazoa; Nematoda; Chromadorea; Rhabditida; Rhabditidae.